This is a messenger RNA of Nothobranchius furzeri (turquoise killifish), 4434 nucleotides long. RefSeq names its product SUMO specific peptidase 7. Lineage: Eukaryota; Metazoa; Chordata; Actinopteri; Cyprinodontiformes; Nothobranchiidae. Gene Ontology annotation, biological process: proteolysis; protein desumoylation. The record is from RefSeq and is a predicted model, not a curated record. Gene Ontology annotation, cellular component: nucleus; cytoplasm. Gene Ontology annotation, molecular function: SUMO-specific endopeptidase activity.
UUGUUCUCUGGGGAUUGUAAUUCUGACGGAACUUCCGCUUUUUACCGGAUGUUCCCGAGCAUAAUACAAGCAUCUGUUGGGUGCAGAUCUGGGAAUGUGUUUCGCCUGUAUUACAAGGGACUGUUCAUUUGAACCAGAAGGUAAAAACAGCAACACGUUCUUGUUUUUCUAAAACCACGCGCCAGGUCUCCGGCAGUCACCUAAGUAACGCAGAGAGCUGUUGCUGUGCCUUCUGACAUCUUGAGUUAUGAUGGAGCGAAGAAGAGUCUUAACUAUUCCUUUUACCUCUAAAAAAGACCACCUGGGAUGUCCCGAUACGACUUUUUCUCUUCCGAUAUGAUACCGAUAUUGCAGCCUUCAUUUUGACUGAUAAUGAUAUCAAUCUGAUACUAUAUCAGCACAAAUCACACAUACUUUUACCUAUUUUUUAGUGUGGAAUGUAAGAAAGGCCUGAUCAAGUGAUAUUUCUCAAACAGAGAACAAAAGCCAGCAACAAUUAAAAAUCCUCUCAAAAUCCCCAUGGCAUGCCUUCCACCAGAGUGUGAAAAGUUAGAACAACAGGUUCCACGGACUGCGUUUGCAGGCUGCAAAUACAAAUCUAAAAAUUCACAACAUAAAAAUGGAUCUGUGAUAGUUGAUCGCAGACAUGCAGAUUUUAUAUCUCAAGAAAUGACUAGGAGGAAACCAUGUCUCAUCUUAACGGAUGUCCUGAAAACAAAAAUGGGAAAGGAUUUUAAAAGAAGGGUAAGAAUGAGUAGUUUAACUAGAAAAAGAGGACGACAGAGGAAGAACGGUGAGGAAAGCAACAAAGAAGCACUGAUCAGCAGGAACACUCGGUCUGUUCAGAAAGAAGCAGCAAAUAAUACCAGAAGCAAGAGUUUACCUCUAGAGAGCAGCUUGAAGAUCACCACCCCCUCUUCUCAAAGAAAAGGAGCCAAGAAAAGACAAAAAAAGUCUCAGGAGGACAAAGCAGAAAGCCUAGAAGCUGAAGAGGGGAUGGUAGAUGGUGAUGGUGGUGAAGAAGCAGAAGAAACGAUUGCUGAAGUGUUAGAUUGUGUGUUGUCUUCAAAGCCUGCUGGAGACACAACAAGCUGUGACGAGUUGUCCUCAGACAGCGUCGAAGACAGGCCCACAGCCACAGUAAAAACCAAGCAGCAGUUGAAGCGUAAAAAUAAGCCGCUUGGCUUCCAGUUCAACGGCAGAAGCAGCUCUAAACGUCUCUGCAAGAGCGUGCUUCGCUUGUCUGGUGAAGAUGGAGGACAGCUUUCUUUCUCUGGUGACGAUGGAGUAGAGGCUUCUUUUUCUGGAGAGGAUGGGAUAGACGGAGGACAAGUUUUUGCUUCUGUUAGCCUGGAGGACAGUGAGGAACAUAUAAAUCUGGAGAACAUAGACCACUGCAUUCUGCAGUUUACAGUUGGAGGAGACGACGGGACGGAGGCUUUAGUUCCAGUCAUAACUCCUAAUGUGGAAUCCAGGCUUGACGGUACGACGCAGACCAGCCCCUCUGAACCCAUUGUGUUGUCCAGUGAUGAUGAGGAGUCUAAUAACAAACCUCAGCGCAGCAGCGAGGUGAUCUUUCCGGUGUCUGACACGACCAUACAGGAGUCUGUCUCCAAAUGGAUGGAUGCUCCAGACUUACAGGACCAGCAGCGAGCUGUGGACGAGUCUCCUUGCUCAGGACCAGCCUCUCCUCUCCCUGAAGAUGAUUACUCGUGUUUGAGUGUGGCCUUUUGCUCCCUGCGCUGUGGAGGUUACAAAGCAAGAGCCAACGGAAGCUUCGUGAUAGCCAAACACAAAAUCAUCAUCCCUCUGAAAGAUACAAGCCAGCAGCAGAAUGGGACGGUGAGUUUUGAGCGCAGAGAGCUGAGGAGGUACAGCAUUUGGACUCAGCAGGAGAUGGAGGUGUGGGAGUUUCACUUUGAAGACGACGGGGAGCCCUUUUUUGGCAUCCUGCUGUUAUAUGUGUCAGAAACAGCUGCAGCGGCUUUACGGGAGGACCUUAGUCAGCUGAGUGUCGAAGACGAUGGAUUCAUAAAUACAGGGAAAGCCAGCCCUUUUGUCCUGCUCACUCUCAAAGAUCCUUUGGAGGGAAUGGAAGGAGCUUUGCUGCGUUCUGUGCUGGAUCUCGACUGCAUCAACAGCAUGACAGAAAUCCUUCCAGCCCACGGUGACGAGGGACAUUUUAGCAUGGAGGACCUUGAUACUCCGGUCCUUUCUCUGGACAGCAGCAUAGAGCUGAUUAGGAAGACUGGACUGGACUCACACCUGCUCUCCAUGCUGGGCAUAAAGGACUCUGAGUGUAAACCGGCGGAGGAGCAGGACAGUUCAGAUAACGAUGGAAACGAAAUCCCCACAGCCCAUAUCUGGCUGGAUACGGACUUCCAGAAGGAGUCAAAUCCGGAGAAGGAUCCGGACCCAGAAGAAGACACGGAGACACAAGUUGAACCAAAUAAGGACCCGGAACAGGAAGUUCAGAAGUCCCCUGAUAACCCAAAGGAGGAGGCCCAGCUCGUCUACGCCGUUUGCCAUCGUAGAUCAAAAGACUCCUACUCUGUAUUUCUGCAGAAACCCGACUCUAACUGGAUCAAAUUUAAACAUCGAGGUCUUGCUCGAAGGUUGAUACAGUUCCCCCCACCCCCGCAGAAAGGAGGAAUAACCGUCACCAUGGAAGACCUGCGGUGCCUUGACAGUGGGCAGUACCUUAAUGAUGUCAUCAUUGAUUUUUACCUGAAAUUCCUCAUCCAGAACGCGUCCGCUGACUUCACUGAGCGCUGCCACAUCUUCAGCAGCUUCUUCUUCAAGCAGCUGACGCGCCGGGACAAUGCCAGUGAAGGUGUUAAAAAUGACUCUUGUCAAAGGCAGAGGCGGCACCAGCGAGUGAAGACGUGGACUCGACACGUGGACAUCUUUAAAAAGGACUUUGUGUUUGUGCCUGUCAACCAGGAGUCUCACUGGUAUUUAGUUGUGAUUUGCUUUCCUGGCCUGGAGGAGUCCAAACUGGAAGACUGGACAGGCGACCUGGACGAUCAGAACGAGUCCCCAGAGUCUAACGCAGAAACAGCAACCACGCAAAAAUCCAGUGACGGCAUGGACUCGGAGACGGAAAAGAAUGGAGCAAAAUCCACAACAAAGGCGCAACUGUGUCAGAUUAGUUGCACAAAGCUGACAUGCCAGAGAAAGACCGUUUGCAAAAGGCCGUGCAUUCUCAUCAUGGAUUCCCUCAAGCUGUCUCUUCAUGAGCGAGUCUUCAAACUUCUACGAGAGUACUUGCAGUCAGAGUGGGAGGCUCGUCGUGGAUCAUCCAGGGAUUUUGGUCCUGAUCAAAUGAAGAGCUCACACUGCAAAGUUCCACUUCAGGACAACAGCACCGACUGUGGCCUUUAUCUCCUUCAAUACGUCGAGUGUUUUUUAAAGGACCCUGUGGUGCACUUUGACCUCCCUCUACACCUGCAACAGUGGUUUCCACGGCAGCUGAUCCGGAACAAACGUGAUAAAAUCCGAGACCUGAUCUUAAACCUUUAUAGACACCAGAACCUGGAAAACAAUAAAAAGUAGAGGCUCUCCACGUUCCUGUAGCUGGUUCACAUCACUGCUCAUACUGAACUCUUCUGUUCCAACUGUUUUAUUUUUUAUUUUCAGGACUAAGAAAAGGAUGGUUAAAACAUGUGUACAUACAGCCAAAAAGACCAAAAAUAUGUUGCUACAUACUAAUGUUUGUACACCCCAAGGUUUUUUAUUUUAUUUUAUUUUUAUGCUAUUUAGAUCUUUUCUAAUGCUUUAUGUAGCUUUUGUUUCUCUAAGGUCACAUCAAAUGUUAGUUGAACUUGUGAAAUUGUGACAGUGGUAAACGGUAGCCUAAUAAACUUUGUUGAGGUUUGUUUAAAUUUGAGAAUGUUUGACUAGUUUGGUCCAGUUUUCAGCUUUUCGUGUGACUUAGUUAUAUCUGUUGGAUCAAAACCUUUGUGUUUGUUUCAGACAGCACAAAGCGACAACUCUCUAAAGCUACGUGAAACUUUUACAGCUUUAAACUAAAUAUUCAAGCUAACAGCUAUCCACUGUCAUCUGAAUACAUGAUAUUAUUAUCAUAAUUUAUAUGUUUGACAAGCAUCAAGUUUUUAGUUCUAAUUUUCUUAAUGUACAGGAAAACAAGGAGAAAUAUUUGGUAUUUUUUUACAUAUGAGAUCAAGAAAGAUCCAGUUUGCAGAAACCCAACCCAUAUAACACUUAACACUCUAAAUUAAUUGCUUUUUUUAUUUUGUGUAAAUUCAUCUUUAGAACUAAUGAUGUAUGAAAAUGAUAAAAAAAAAUGUUUCUUUUAACACGGUAACCUCCCGUUAUAGGCUGGUCUUUUGUUUUAGAAAAUAUGCUGAACGAAUGUUGAUUUUAGAAACCAAUUUAGUUUCAGUUGUGUAUUAAAACUCAUGCAACAAACUA